Molecule: messenger RNA, 2193 nt
Organism: Dermatophagoides farinae (American house dust mite)
Lineage: Eukaryota; Metazoa; Arthropoda; Arachnida; Sarcoptiformes; Pyroglyphidae
Source: RefSeq, a predicted model, not a curated record
AAAAAAAAAAAAAAAAAAAAUAAUCAUGUACGCAUAUUGAUUCGUGAUUUUUUUUCCCAUCUAAACCUAUAUAGUAGAAUCAUAAAUAAUAAAUUCAUUUUAUUAUUUAAAACAUCAACAUUAGUGAACAUUCACGAAUCAUUUUGUAUCGACAAACAUUAAUCAAAUGAAAAUGGCUUUAAAUUCAUAUUUAUGUAAUUUUAUACAAUCACCAGUUGGUUAUGCAUUCGAUAUUGAAAAAGCCCGUAUCGACAAUGAUCGUUCAAUAUCCGAUCAAUUAGAUCAAGUAUUUCAUACGUUAACAGUGAUUUAUGCCGAUGAUGUUGAACUUAUUGAUUAUAUUCAAAGAAUUAGACAUGAUGUUGAUCUUGUACUACAACAGGCACCAUUAUUCGAUUUGGAUGAUCAAACACAAGGAAAUGGUUAUUGGACACUUUUAAUUAUAAUGAUUAAAUUUGGUCGUAUAUUAUCGACCCCUGAUUUGAAGAAAAAAAUUGGACGAUUACCAUUGAUACAUUUGAUGCAAAUAAUGGUUGAAGGAUUAAAAGUUGGUCUACAAUUACAUACACCGAAAUUGAAAUCAAUGCAACAAAUCGAUUCAAAUGGAAAAGUUGAUCUAAGUUUAUUCACAGAUGAAAUGGAUUUUGAAGGCAUUUUAGAUCUAAUACAAUCGUUAAAAGUUCCAAUGAAUUCUCUACAUGAACAUUUCAAUUUUUGUUGGCUUGGUUCUAUGUCCAAAGUGAUGCAAUUGUUCACCAAUUUUAUGGCCAUUUAUUCAACUCAAUGGAAAUCAUUUAAAAUUUACAAUUGGUUAAGCCAUAAAGCAAGAGCUCAAAUGUUUACCAAUAUGGUUUUGAACGUUAAUGUUGAUUGCCUGCAAAGCAUGUGGAAUAUAACGGAAUUUCCAUUGGUGCGAAUAUUUACACCAAGUUUUUGGAAUCGUUUUAUACUUGAAAAUAUCAACAUUUAUGCACCACGUCAACGUCGGUGGAUUAUCGAUGCAACAAAACCCAUUAUACAUGAUCGUCGUGCCGAUCCAAAUGUUCCAUAUCCAAUAAUGAAACAAUCAUCCAUACGUGGACUUUUAUUCCGUUAUCGUCAUAAUCCUAAAAAUAAAUCCUUAAUGUUCCAUUUACAUGGCGGUGGAUUCAUUAGUCAAUCACCAGAAUCACAUGCAUGUUAUUUGGUUAAAUGGGUUAGAAAAUUAGAUGAUAUACCAAUUUUAAGCGUAGAUUAUUCCCUAAGUCCACAGGUAAUUUUUCCUGAAGCAUUACAAGAAAUUCUUGACAUGUACCUAUGGAUACUAAGCAAAGAUCCUGAAGUUGAAAAAACUUUUGGAUUUUUACCUGAAAAAAUUGUUUUCUGUGGUGAUAGUGCCGGUGGAAAUUUUUCAAUGGCUAUGAUGCUCAUUUUGAAUCAGAUACAGAAAAAAAUUGCAGAAUCUGAAGAUAAACAAAAAUAUCGCUAUCCAAAUGGACUAUUUCUGUUUUAUGCACCAUUAGUAGUCGCUACGAUGGUGAGUCCAUCACGAAUUCUUACUUCGAUCGAUGGUCUAAUUCCACUGGGUACUUUGCUCAAUUGUCUUGGUGCAUAUUUACCCGAUGAAAUAUUCGAAGAUAAUCUACCCAAAGAAGAAAAUAUUGAUUAUGCUAAUGGUAAAGAAACUGUUGCAUAUCAGGUGGGUGGAUAUUUUAUCAAUAAAUUAAAAGAUGUACUCAGUUAUUUGCUUCAAUUAAAAGUGGUAUAUCGUAUUAAACCAUGGUAUCGAAGAACGGGCAAUCUGAAGAAAUGUUUGGAUAAAAUGAAUACAUUCGUACAGAAUCCCUUUGUUUCGCCAUUAUUGGCUGAAAGUGUGAAAGAUUUUAAUCAUAUACCACUAUAUUUAUAUCCAUUGACAUUUGAUGCAUUUUUGGACGACAGUAUUGAAAUGGCUAAACGAUGGCAAAAAGAUAAAGUCAAGGUGGAAAUACUUGAUGAUCUACCACAUGGAUUUUUGAAUUUUGUUGAAUUUGAUUAUAAAGCACGCAAAGCAAGUUAUAAAUGUAUAGAUAGAAUUAGUGAAAUUUUAAAACACAUUGAUGAUUGAUUGAUCGACUAUAAUUUUCGAGAAUGUUUAUGUUUAUUAUUUUUAUUAUUAUUCAUUUUCUGUUCCAAUAAAUUUAAUACAUGAUCUUGUUGAUCAUCGGAAACAUA